This is a messenger RNA of Solea solea (common sole), 936 nucleotides long. RefSeq names its product transforming growth factor, alpha (gene tgfa). The record is from RefSeq and is a predicted model, not a curated record. Lineage: Eukaryota; Metazoa; Chordata; Actinopteri; Pleuronectiformes; Soleidae. Gene Ontology annotation, biological process: positive regulation of mitotic nuclear division; epidermal growth factor receptor signaling pathway; positive regulation of cell population proliferation.
CAUCUGCUGGAGAAGAGAAAACAGACACUCACGUCUUUACCUGAAGACAUUUAAACUGUCACGUGUCUGUGUUCGGCCUGUUGUGUCAUUUGAUGUUUUUUUUUGUUUUGUUUUGUUUUUUUCUUGUGUGCUUCUGUCCUAAUGACCUGUCUCACAACACACGCCUGUGUUUCAGUGAAUCUGCCACUCGAGUUUCUUUAGUUUCAUCCUCACGUCGCCAGGAUGACACGGAUUUUCUGGGACGCAAUUUUCCUCAUAAGCGGUUCCCUCUUUACGUUUGGAGCGGGGCCGAACAAUUCAACAAUCCAAACUCCCAUUUCCUUCAAUACAAACUCUGUUGUCGCUCCAAACACAUCAAUAAGCAACUCUGCGGCGAGUGUCGGUGCAACCCUCGCGACUGCGACUGACGUCCAUCCAGAUAAAAAUUCCCUCUUUACAUUUGGAGAAGGUCGGACUGAUUCGUCACUCAUCACUUCUGGCGUUCCCAUCCAUGCAAAUGACUCCAGCAGCAGCAGCAGCAGCACCAGUGGUUCCACGACCACAACCACUGUGGCUACUACUACCACAAGCACCCCCCCACUUAAGAAGUUUGUGGCGGCGGCUGUUCGAUCUCAUUUCGACGACUGUCCGGACUCCCACCGCCAUUUCUGCUUCCACGGUACAUGUCGCUUCCUGAUACUGGAGGGGACGCUCGCAUGUGUGUGUCAUCCAGGAUUCAUCGGGAUGAGGUGUGAACACGCCGACCUCCUUGCCGUCGUAGCAACUAACCACAGACAGCAGACGGUUGCCACAGUGCUGGUGUUGUGUGUUAUUGGGUGUGUUCGUCAUGGUGUUGUGUACACUGUUACAUUGCUGGUUGCGGCAGGACUGUCGAAGGCGGCGCUACGCACAUCACUACAUCCAGGACAAGCACGAAGCUUCCCGUUAUCCUUCUGA